AACGGGGGGGAAUCGAAUCGACCACCGGUCACCAUCAUCAUCAUCACUGCUCUUGAAGGGCAACUCGAUUACGAUGUUCUCUGCGGUCGUUCGCUUCUCGUUACGUGAGCGAUGCUGGCGAGCCGGCUCGAGGGGCAUCACCGGGGCCGCCACGUGGAGGGGGAGGAGAGCAGAGGUCGUGCCGCGCGCUGUCAUCUCACCUCUGUGGAAGCAGCAGCAGCAGCCGCCACGCCACCCGAGUGCAGUGUGCGCUCGCUUCCUGGCGGACAGCGCCACCGCGGACGCCUCGGUGCACGACCGAGUGAUGCUGGUGCUGAAGGCGUAUGACAAGGUGGACCCGCAGAAGCUAACGCUAGAGUCUCACUUCCUGAAAGACCUGGGCCUUGACAGCUUGGAUCAAGUGGAGCUCAUCAUGGGCAUCGAGGAUGAGUUUGGUUUUGAAAUCCCCGACUCGGACGCAGAGAAGCUGCUCACAGCUAAGGACGUCAUCGCCUACGUCAGCAAGAAGCUCAGCGAGUAGCACGCCGGAGAGCCGGGGGGGGGUGGCGGCAUCACCGGCGCGGCUUGAGGGUGAAAAUCGUCGUUAGCUUCGGCACUGAACAAGACGCACCUUUCACUAUUUAAACAAUAAAAUCUGAACGCGAAAGAAA
Messenger RNA from Lethenteron reissneri (Far Eastern brook lamprey), 650 nucleotides. Its product is annotated as acyl carrier protein, mitochondrial-like. Gene Ontology annotation, molecular function: acyl carrier activity; acyl binding. Gene Ontology annotation, cellular component: mitochondrion; respiratory chain complex I. Gene Ontology annotation, biological process: fatty acid biosynthetic process. The record is from RefSeq and is a predicted model, not a curated record. NCBI's taxonomy places the organism in Eukaryota, Metazoa, Chordata, Hyperoartia, Petromyzontiformes, Petromyzontidae.